AUGCUGACUUCAGACGACCACAACUUGGAAGAGCGCCUGCGUGGCCGCCACACCGAGCAACCGCAUCAUCAGACCUUGUCUAGCAUCAUAGAGAGCUUCAUCGCCGACACGUCGGUCGAUGCCCACGGCCAGCAGCAUCUGGGUAGGGAGCUUUUCAACAGGGCUCUACGCACGAUAAACCAGGACGAGGGCUCCGAGGUUCUCCAGGAGAUCAUUGCGUCCUUGGAGCGGGUUGGCGACAAGUUCCGGCCCGAUGCCGGGGUGUCUCAGGAGUUCCUUGACUCGCUAGAGCGUGUCGACGUGUCUCUGCUUCCGGCAAACGCCGACUGUCCCAUCUGUACCAACCGCUUUGCCGAUGCUCAGUACCCUUUGGUGGUGAAGCUCCCAUGUCACGUCAAGGGCCGCCGCGAGCACGUCUUUGACAUGGAUUGCAUAGCCCCCUGGCUCAAGAUGCACUCGUCGUGCCCUCUAUGCCGCUUUGACGUUCGUGACGCUGACAGUGUUCGGCGUGAGCGCUUGGCUCGUGAGCUUGCGAGAGCCAAGGAUGAGGAUGACGAAGAGGAAGAGGAGGAUUGGGAUAUGUACGGUUGA
Candidozyma duobushaemuli is the source of this 591-nucleotide messenger RNA. RefSeq lists its product as uncharacterized. Gene Ontology annotation, biological process: protein ubiquitination. The transcript has a single exon. Gene Ontology annotation, molecular function: ubiquitin protein ligase activity. NCBI's taxonomy places the organism in Eukaryota, Fungi, Ascomycota, Pichiomycetes, Serinales, Metschnikowiaceae. The coding region runs from base 1 to 591 and encodes 196 amino acids. The record is from RefSeq and is a predicted model, not a curated record. Gene Ontology annotation, cellular component: cytoplasm.